AUGUCACCAGAGGAGAUGGGCAUCGACACCAGUCGCCGCAACCCCAGCCCGCGGCCGCUGUCUGAUAACGAGCGUGCGCGCCUCGAGGAGUUCAUCGACUCUAUUCACUAUUCUACUCGCUAUUCCGAUAGUGAAUACGAGUACCGCCACGUCCAGCUGCCCAAGGCUAUGCUCAAGGCCAUUCCCUCCGACUACCACGAUAAGUCUAAAGGCACUUUGAAGCUCUUGUGGGAGGAGGAAUGGAGAGCCAUGGGCAUUACACAGAGUCUCGGUUGGGAACACUACGAGGUCCAUGAGCCAGAGCCUCAUAUUUUGUUGUUCAAGCGUCCCCUAAACUACCAGCCCCCUCAGUGCUGA
Sordaria macrospora k-hell is the source of this 357-nucleotide messenger RNA. RefSeq lists its product as uncharacterized. Gene Ontology annotation, molecular function: histone binding; cyclin-dependent protein serine/threonine kinase activator activity; protein kinase binding. Gene Ontology annotation, biological process: regulation of mitotic cell cycle. Gene Ontology annotation, cellular component: cyclin-dependent protein kinase holoenzyme complex; SCF ubiquitin ligase complex. The record is from RefSeq and is a predicted model, not a curated record. Lineage: Eukaryota; Fungi; Ascomycota; Sordariomycetes; Sordariales; Sordariaceae.